Messenger RNA from Struthio camelus australis, 3719 nucleotides. The record is from RefSeq and is a predicted model, not a curated record. Lineage: Eukaryota; Metazoa; Chordata; Aves; Struthioniformes; Struthionidae.
AUGCCAGGAACCCCAACCCCCAGCCCUGGAAUAUCUCUUAACCACUUACUGAAACACCUUGCUAAAGCACCAUCUGAAGCCAGCAGUGUCCCCCAGGUGAAAAUCCAAGUCAAAUGUCUAAUUUUCUCCCAACAGAAAAUUUUUAAAGCUGGAGAUACUAACCAGGAUGGGCAGCUAGAUUUCGAAGAAUUUAUGCAGUAUCUUAAAGAUCACGAGAAAAAAAUGAAACUAGCAUUCAAGAGCCUGGACAAAAACAAUGAUGGAAAAAUUGAAGCAUCAGAAGUUGUCCAGUCCCUCAAGAUACUGGGUAUAAACAUUUCUGAAAACCAGGCAGAAAAGAUUCUGCAAAGUAUUGAUGCUGAUGGGACAAUGACAGUAGACUGGAAUGAAUGGAGAGAUCAUUUUAUGUUUAAUCCAGCUACAGAUAUUGAAGAAAUAAUUCGAUACUGGAAACAUUCCACUGUGUUGGAUAUAGGAGAUAGUUUGACUAUUCCAGAUGAAUUCACAGAAGAAGAGAAAAAGACUGGACAGUGGUGGAAACAGCUGCUGGCAGGAGGAGUGGCUGGUGCUGUCUCUCGAACAGGUACAGCACCAUUAGAUCGUCUUAAAGUGAUGAUGCAGGUUCAUGGUUCAAAAUCAAAGAAAAUGAGUAUAGCCAGUGGUUUUAAACAGAUGGUGAAAGAAGGUGGUGUCCGAUCUCUUUGGAGGGGAAAUGGUGUAAAUGUUGUGAAAAUAGCUCCUGAAACAGCUAUUAAGUUCUGGGCUUAUGAACAGUAUAAAAAGAUACUGAGUAAGGAUGAUGGAAAGUUAGGCACCAUUGAAAGAUUUAUAUCUGGUUCUUUGGCUGGGGCAACAGCACAAACCUCUAUUUAUCCUAUGGAGGUUUUAAAGACCAGAUUGGCUGUGGGUAAAACAGGGCAAUAUUCUGGGAUGUUUGACUGUGCUAAGAAGAUUUUAAAAAGAGAAGGUGUAAAGGCCUUCUACAAAGGUUAUAUUCCUAAUAUUCUGGGGAUAAUUCCUUAUGCUGGCAUUGACCUUGCUGUUUAUGAGCUCUUAAAGACUACAUGGCUAGAACACUAUGCAUCAAGCUCUGCUAACCCAGGUGUUUUUGUGUUGUUGGGAUGUGGUACUAUUUCCAGCACGUGUGGGCAGUUAGCCAGCUACCCUCUUGCUCUUGUCAGAACGCGCAUGCAGGCUCAAGCCUCAGUGGAAGGUGCUCCACAGCUAAACAUGGUUGCUCUCUUUCAAAGAAUUAUUGCUACAGAAGGAGUACGAGGACUUUAUAGGGGCAUAGCCCCUAAUUUUAUGAAGGUGCUUCCAGCUGUCAGCAUCAGCUAUGUUGUGUAUGAAAAAAUGAAGCAGAAUUUGGGAAUUGCAUGAAGUGAAGCAAAAAGGUGAGAUGUUUCUAAUAUUGUUGGAAACACCAGAACAGAAACGAUUUCUCAAGUAAUCUGUUCUCACAGUUAGAGACAGAUUUCUGUGGAGAGGUCUGCAACUUCUAUUUUUGCCCUCAAGUUGGAAGAAACUUCCUUAAUUUCUAACUCACGAUUUUUUUAACAGAUACCUAUAUUGCACUUUAAAAUGUCACUGAAUUUAAAAAAAAAAAUCAAGAAACUAUGUCUUUCAAUCAACAAUAUGUUCAUUUUUUCAGGAAAUCAUGCAUAUUUUACUCAUUGGCUUUUUCUUGUAUUUGUCUUCCUGUGUAUUUGGAUUAGACGAAACCAAAGGUAGGAGAAGUCUAUACUGCCUUGACACUGAAUAAACAAAAGUGACUUUUUAUAUUGUGACACCGCCUACACUCAAGCACAGACAACAUUUUGCACUUCUAGAAGUAAGCACUUAGUACUGUUUUUUCUUUUUUGAAGACGUAAAUGAUGUUUUUUCAGAACUUAGGUUUGGGUACAAACAAGGAUGGACUAACACAUUAAAAUGCACGCAAACAUCUUUAUAUCCAGACUGACCUGUCUUGUGUUUAAACCAAUGAGAAUCUGAGAAACUGCUGUUCCAUGAUGUUGGAAUACCUCAAAUGAUUUUACACAGUAUUUUUGUGAUACAAUCGGUGAUUUUAAUAACUUGCUCCCCUGGAUCCACUUUUUAUUGCAUUUGUAAAUGUUUGCACCAUUAACCGCAACAAGCUUGGGCUUACAGAUGCGCAUUUUAUAGGAUCAUAAUAUCUAGAAGUAGAAAAAGUUACUGGGUUACUGGAUCCAUUCCAUACAAGUACAAGCUACUACUUAAAAAAACGAGGGUGAGGGAUCCUUAUUACGCUGAUAACGAAUUAGGUGUUGGCUGUGCUACGAGGAGUACACCAAGUUUGUCAAGAACUUGGAGCUCAUCCUAGCUGCCUUGUGGGGAGAGGAAUGCUUCUCUCGUUUUGGACACUCCAUUUUUUUCCUACUCAAAGGGUUAAAAUCAAGUACAUGCUUUUAGUUAAUAGUGGAUUGCAUCAUUAUGUAAAAGUUUUACCAGUUUAUAACAUGAGGUGUAGCUUCUUUCCCUCACAGUCCUCUAGACUGUGCAUGCUGGCUGUUUGUGUGAAAUUGGGAUCAUAAAAUAUCAAAGCAUUUUGUCUGAGUGACCAAGUGGAACUGUUGAGCCACUCACGUGCCCACUGGGUUCACGUUGUUAACGAAGCAAACAAAGCACAUACAGAGAACUUUAGUACUUGAGAAACAGUUACUUGCCCAAAAACAAAGAAGCACUUCCUCAGUACAGAGAGUAGGUAUUUCCAUGUAUAAUCAUUUCCAAAGUGUCUUCCUCCUUUGUUUUGGCACGUUUCAGAUGCCUUCAGACCUGAAUCCUGAGACAGAGUAAUAGCUGUUGCAGAAUUCAUUUGUUCUGCUUUCUGCAGAGCCAUUCAGAACCGUAUGGUGUCUUAAUUCUGAAUUUGCAGAGGUUACUCUUAUCUUGACCUUCUAAAAGCCACUUCUGUUAGACUACUUCCUGAAAUUGGGUUAGUGCAGGAAGAACUUUGUUCUCAUGCUAAAUUUAUGUAAAGUCUUUGAGGGCCGUUGAGGGGAGGGCAACGAUGAUGAACAAACUCCAGAGGUUUGCCUCGUUCCAAAUACAGAAGACUUUGAGCCAUGUUCUUCAAAUAGUCAGAUUAGCAAAUCUGUGUUCAGUGCUUCUGUGGUUGCAGUUUAUUCUCUGUAAAUUGAUAUAUAACAAUUCUGAAUAAUCUGUAUUAUAAAAUGUUGUGUCAUCUGAUUUUAUAAAGUAGCAGCUUUAGCUGCGUCUUUUGGGAAACCUUGGACUUUGCACUUUGUUUGAAAAGCAAAAAGUCAUCCUAUCCAAAUUAUCUUGCAUGCAUAUGAAGCCUUUCUGAUCCAAAUGUCUCUUUUUUUUUUUUUUUUUCCCCCUCCCAACAUCCCUGUAUCUGUGUGGGAUCUGUGCGUUCUGUUUCCCAGUCCUUUUGUUUGACUGUGACUAAUAAGCAAAUGUGUGUGAUACAGUGAUGACUGAAGCAGCAUCUAUCUUCUAGGCCUGGUUCCUUUGGUUUAUAUUGUAUAAGUGCCAUUAUGAGUAUUGAAAAUUAUGGUGAUGAUGUUUUCAGAUCUUGAAAAGCUGGAGCCGUUCAAAUUUAAUUUUUCAUUAUGUGCCUUUACAGUGACUGUGUGUUCAAAUUGUAUAUUCUUCCUCUCUCUGUUAAGAAACAUAUGUUUACUUUUUUAGCUCUAUAAAACUACAAGUUUCUAAUAAAUGUUUGUUUCCUAAUCUGG